Microcebus murinus (gray mouse lemur) is the source of this 2793-nucleotide messenger RNA. It is a transcript of the gene TMEFF2, whose product is annotated as transmembrane protein with EGF like and two follistatin like domains 2. The record is from RefSeq and is a predicted model, not a curated record. Lineage: Eukaryota; Metazoa; Chordata; Mammalia; Primates; Cheirogaleidae. Gene Ontology annotation, molecular function: protein binding.
AGAGGGAUGCGGGCGGCAGAGCGCGAGAGGCGGCUGCGGGGCUGCGGAGCGCCUUGAGUCUCCCUCCUCCCGGCCUCCCUGGGCUCCUCUCCUCUGCCCGGUGGACUGCCGCCGCCCCCUGUCCCCGGCUUCCCGGAGCCCCUCCUUAUGGCAGCGGCUGCCCGCGUCUCCGGCGCAGCUUCUCAGCGGACGACCCUCUCGCUCCCGGGGCUGAGCCGGGUCGCUGGAUGUUGCUGAAACUCUGGAGAUCAUGCGCGGGUUCGGCCGCUGCUUCCCCGCCCGGUGCCACUGCCGUCGCCGCCGCCUCUGCUGCCGCGGUCCGCGGGAUGCUCAGUAGCCCGCUGCCCGGCGCCCGCGAUCCUGUGUUCUUCGGAAGCCGUGUGCUGCUGCAGAGUUGCGCGAACUAGUCAUGGUGCUGUGGGAGUCCCCGCGGCAGUGCAGCAGCUGGACACUUUGCGAGGGGUUUUGCUGGCUGCUGCUGCUGCCGGUGAUGCUACUCAUCGUAGCCCGUCCGGUGAAGCUCGCCGCGUUCCCUACCUCCUUAAGUGACUGCCAAACGCCCACCGGCUGGAACUGCUCUGGUUAUGAUGACAGAGAAAACGAUCUCUUCCUCUGUGAUACCAACACCUGUAAAUUUGAUGGGGAAUGUUUAAGAAUUGGAGACACUGUGACUUGCGUCUGUCAGUUCAAGUGCAACAAUGACUAUGUGCCUGUGUGUGGCUCCAAUGGGGAGAGCUACCAGAAUGAGUGUUACCUGCGGCAGGCUGCAUGCAAACAGCAGAGUGAGAUACUUGUGGUGUCAGAAGGAUCAUGUGCCACAGAUGCGGGAUCAGGAUCUGGAGAUGGAGUCCACGAAGGCUCUGGAGAAACUAGUCAAAAGGAGACAUCCACCUGUGACAUUUGCCAGUUUGGUGCCGAAUGCGAUGAAGAUGCUGAGGAUGUCUGGUGUGUGUGCAACAUUGACUGUUCUCAGACCAACUUCAAUCCCCUCUGUGCUUCUGAUGGGAAGUCUUAUGAUAAUGCAUGUCAAAUCAAAGAAGCAUCAUGUCAGAAACAGGAGAAAAUUGAAGUCAUGUCUUUGGGUCGAUGUCAAGAUAACACAACUACAACUACUAAAUCUGAAGAUGGGCAUUAUGCAAGAACAGAUUAUGCAGAGAAUGCUAACAAAUUAGAAGAAAGUGCCAGAGAACGCCACGAACCUUGUGCAGAACAUUACAAUGGCUUCUGUAUGCACGGGAAGUGUGAACAUGCCGUCAAUAUGCAGGAGCCAUCUUGCAGGUGUGAUGCUGGUUAUACUGGACAACACUGUGAAAAAAAGGACUACAGUGUUCUAUAUGUUGUCCCCGGUCCUGUACGAUUUCAGUAUGUCUUAAUCGCAGCUGUGAUUGGAACAAUUCAGAUUGCUGUCAUCUGUGUGGUGGUCCUCUGCAUCACAAGGAAAUGCCCCAGAAGCAACAGAAUUCACAGACAGAAGCAAAAUACAGGGCACUACAGUUCAGACAACACAACAAGAGCGUCGACAAGGUUAAUCUAAAGGGAGCAUGUUUCACAGUGGCUGGACUACCGAGAACUUGGACUACACAAUACAGUAUUAUAGACAAAAGAAUAAGACAAGAGAUCUACACAUGUUGCCUUGCAUUUGUGGUAAUCUACACCAAUGAAAACAUGUACUACAGCUAUAUUUGAUUAUGUAUGGAUAUAUUUGAAAUAGUAUACAUUGUCUUGAUGUUUUUUCUGUAAUGUAAAUAAACUAUUUAUAUCACACAAUAUAGUUUUUUCUUUCCCAUGUAUUUGUUAUAUAUAAUAAAUACUCAGUGAUGAGAAAACAUUGGCAUUCUUAAAUUUGCGGUAUCUCAUAACUGUAAAUAUAAUCAAACAAGUACAAUCUGUACAGGUACCAAUAUUUCAUCUUUCUCCACAUUUUGAGACAGCACAUUAGUUUGUAGAGGACUCAGUGGCUAGGUUUUGAGUGAUUCCAAGAUCAAGGGAAAUGAUGGUUAUUGGAAAAGAGAAAAAAUAAUUUACUUUAUAUCGAGUGCAGAUAAAAUAUUUCAGAUCUUUGAGUCAUCUCUAUUUCAUCAACUUUCUUCCCUGGUUUUCCAUUUUCAUCCUCAGAGCAGAAAAAGUCUCUGGCAUAUAAAUUAAAUAAAAGAAGAAAGGAAGGGAAAGUGUUUUAUAACUCAUAAAGGAAAGAAAAGGAAGAUAUUGGUUUUUAUUUGGGAAACAGCUUAGCAUCUCCCAGUUAAGGGCAUAUAUCCAAAGGGGCUUGAACAAGUUACAUAUCAGGUAUGCAUAGGCCAGAAAAAUAUAUUCCAUUAGGCAAGUGGAAUUAACAACCAGGGGAAUAAUAAUAACACCAUUAAUGUGAAACAUCACAAUUGUGAAUUCUCAAAAGCACUAUAUUUAUGGUACAUGGUUCUUUGAAAAAAAGGUAGACUCACAACUAAAUACCCCAUGAAUAGCUUUAUAGCUAAUGCAGCACCAUUAUUUGAAAUGGAAUUAAUAUGACAAUAUUUCAUGAAAACAGAAAUAUGUUUUGAGCAUAUUUAUAUGAUGAGAUAAGAAAGAAAAUCCCAUAGCAUCUGAAAGACUUUAGUGGGAAGUUGGUAUGGAUUUUUGUUUGAUUUAUGCAUACAAAUAAGUAUCACCACUUGGUUUGGAAAAAAACUGUGAAAAUUCUCAAAGAAUAAGAUGAAAAUAAAUCAAGUAAUUGCCUUAUUAUCAUUUAGCUCUGCAAAGCUUUCCGUGGCUAACAUAGUAAAUCUAAAUAAAGCUCUCUUUGUCUCCUUCAAA